AUGGUCAAUUCACUUGAAGUUCCGCCAUACCUCCUCCAACCGCUCAUCCCUAGAAUCAUUGCAGGGACUGUUACUUGUGCGCAGGCCUUUGGGUCCGAAAUAUACGUUGGCUGCUCGAAUGGCGAGCUCCUGCGCUACGCCCUGCAGCCAGAUGCAGAUCCCACCAAGCUAGACGCUUACGCUCUGCUCUCGCAACAGAGCCACCCUUCGGGCAAGCAGAUCGACGAGCUCAUCCUCGUACCUUGCAUCGCGAGGGUGCUGAUAUUAUGUGAUCGUCAAUUCCAUAUAUACACCCUCCCUUCGCUUGAUCUUGUUCCAAACGCUAAACCCGUCCGCAAUGUUGAGGCUCUCGCAGUCGACCACAACCACCUUCAGCGCCCCGCCGCGACCUCGCUUACCACUAGAGCCACUUCCACAUCAGCAAAUUUUCCUACUGAGCGAGGGAAAAUUGAUGCCAUCGACCUCUGUGUUAUAAAGCGCAGUACUAUUGCCAUGUAUAGUUUGGGCGAGGAGAAGUUGAUAUUCACCAGGGAAAUCCCUUUCCGACCUGGAUCCCUCCGUGCUCAGCGUUCAGGGCGCCACCUAUGCAUUGCGACCGCAGACAUUUACAGUGUAAUUGAUCUUGUAACUGCGCAGAUGUUUGAAUUGCUUCCAGUGACACAAGUCGAGGUUACGGCGGGUACGAUUAAACCACAUAUCGUUGUCAUAUCUCCAUCUGAGUUCCUUUUACUGAGCUGGACGGGCGGGAGCACACUUGGCUUGUUCAUCACGGGCGAUGGUGAUCCCGUGCGUGGAACACUUGAGUGGCCAGCGUAUCCACUGUCUGUGUGUCUCGACUAUCCCUACCUAACAACACUUCUGCCAAAUGGCACAAUCGAAGUGCACAGUGUUGAAACUCAGACGAUUACCCAAGUCAUCCCAGCGCCCGAUUUUGGUGAAGGAGGGAAGCCAGGCUUGGUCUCUUGCGUUGCUGGCUAUGCAGCGCCCUCCUCUGAGUGUAGGGACAAGAUGAGGAAAGUCAAAGUUGGGUUGAUGGACGACGAUAAGGUCCAUGAAAGCCAGAACGAGGAAAUGGAAGAAGUAGAGGAAGAGGAAGAGAAAGAUGCGGAUUCUGUUCGAACUAAGAAGCGAACACGCUUAGUGUUUGAAGACAACGAUCAUUCAACAGAUGUUCCUAGUGUGUCUAUAUGA
Messenger RNA from Suillus discolor, 1191 nucleotides. RefSeq lists its product as uncharacterized. The coding region runs from base 1 to 1191 and encodes 396 amino acids. The record is from RefSeq and is a predicted model, not a curated record. Gene Ontology annotation, cellular component: cytoplasm; fungal-type vacuole membrane. The transcript is spliced from 8 exons. NCBI's taxonomy places the organism in Eukaryota, Fungi, Basidiomycota, Agaricomycetes, Boletales, Suillaceae. Gene Ontology annotation, biological process: vesicle-mediated transport; endosomal vesicle fusion; autophagy.